AUGGGCAAGCUCCCAACCCACCUCCCCAGGCCAACAAGCCUCCUCACCCACCGACCCUCCCUAACCACCACCGCCAUCUCCUCCUCCUGCCGCUGCUCUACGCCGGCUCCCUACAACGCCUCGACACCCUUACCACGCAUCGCCCUCCAGCAGUCCCGCGCAGCAACCUUCAUCCCCCGUCCCCGCCGCCCCUACACCUUCACCCAGCUCAUCCAGCUCUCGGACGGAAGCACCUACACCGUCCGCUCCACCUCCCCGGCACCCCUGGUCCGCUCCGCAAAGGACUCCCGCAAUCACGCCCUCUGGCAACCCUCCGACAAGACGCUCAAGAACGUCGAGGUCGACGAGGCCGGCAAGCUCGCCGCCUUCCGUGAGCGUUUCGGCCGCGGCUUUGAUCUGGCCGCGAAGCCUACCGAGGAGGAGCUCAAUGCUGCUGCUGCUACUGCUGCGGCAGCCGCUCCCGCAUCAGCUCCCGCCGGAAAGGAGGCCGUCUCACAGGAGACGACGCCUACCAAGCCGGCCGCAGUGGAGGAGGACGACAUUUUCGACAUGGGCGAUCUGAUCAGCGGGUACGCCGCGCUGCAGCCGCAGCAAGCGGCCAAGGAGCCCCCCAAGAAGGCGGCGGCACCGGAGAAGGGUAAGAAGGGAAAGAAAUAA
Messenger RNA from Colletotrichum orchidophilum, 657 nucleotides. RefSeq names its product mitochondrial ribosomal protein. Gene Ontology annotation, biological process: mitochondrial translation. NCBI's taxonomy places the organism in Eukaryota, Fungi, Ascomycota, Sordariomycetes, Glomerellales, Glomerellaceae. The record is from RefSeq and is a predicted model, not a curated record. The transcript has a single exon. Gene Ontology annotation, molecular function: structural constituent of ribosome. Gene Ontology annotation, cellular component: mitochondrial large ribosomal subunit. Bases 1 to 657 code for a protein of 218 amino acids.